Molecule: messenger RNA, 3481 nt
Organism: Clupea harengus (Atlantic herring)
Lineage: Eukaryota; Metazoa; Chordata; Actinopteri; Clupeiformes; Clupeidae
Gene: ilf3b
Product: interleukin enhancer binding factor 3b
Cellular component (GO): precatalytic spliceosome
Molecular function (GO): single-stranded RNA binding; double-stranded RNA binding
Source: RefSeq, a predicted model, not a curated record
AAUCGAAAGAUCCUACGGAUUGGUUGAGCUGCAGUCACAUGGUCAAUUCAGCCAAUCUCAUUAGCGUUCUGAGAUUCCCUAGUCUCAUUUUGUUCAGCAAGGCUUUUUUUUUUACCAGUCAGAAGAAGACCGUCGUUGAUGGUGGUCUUGAGCCAGCAUUACCAAGCUACAAAGAAUAUCUGCCAACGUGCAUUUAUCACUGCCAUUCCGUACCUGUGGGUAGUCCUUCCAGCAAAUCAUGCCUCCCCCAGUGCGUCACCGCUCCAUGCGAAUCUUUGUGAAUGACGACCGGCACGUCAUGGCCAAGCACUCGGCCGUGUAUCCCACACAGGAGGAGCUGGAGGCUGUCCAGAACAUGGUGUCCCACACCGAGCGGGCCCUCAAGGCCGUGUCAGACUGGCUGGAUGAGCAGGAGCGCGUCACCGCCAAGCCCGGCGGGGGAGACGCAGACGGGGCAGAGAAGGAGAGUGAGAUGAAAUCUGUGGAGCAGCCCACACGGUCUUUGCGUGGAGUCAUGAGGGUGGGGCUGGUGGCCAAAGGCCUGCUUCUGAAGGGUGACCUGGACUUGGAGCUGGUCCUACUGUGCAAAGAUAAGCCUACCAUCAACCUGCUCAAAAAAGUGUCUGACAACCUGGGAGCGCAACUGAAGCUCAUCGCAGAGGAGAAGUACGAGGUCACGGCCAGCAUCCGCGAUGCCAGCAUAGUCAUCAAGAACUCCAAGGAGCCGCCCCUCACCCUCACCAUCCACCUGACCUCGCCUGUGGUCCGAGAGGAGGCAGAGAAGCAGGCAGCCGGAGAAUCGCUAACAGUCAACGAUCCCCCGGAUGUUCUGGACAGGCAGAAAUGCCUUACUGCCUUGGCGUCUCUUCGCCACGCCAAGUGGUUCCAGGCCAGGGCCAACGGACUGCGCUCCUGUGUCAUCGUGAUCCGUAUCCUGAGGGACCUCUGUUCACGCCUUCCAGUGUGGGCUCCUCUGCGAGGAUGGCCCUUAGAACUCCUGUGUGAGAAAGCCAUUGGCACAGGGAACCGCCCAAUGGGAGCUGGCGAGGCUCUUAGGAGGGUACUGGAGUGUCUGGCGUUUGGCAUCCUCAUGGCAGAUGGCUCUGGAAUCUGUGACCCGUGUGAGAAAGAACUGACAGAUGCUAUAGGUCACAUGGACCGCCAGCAGAGGGAGGACAUUACACAGAGUGCACAGCAUGCGCUCAGGCUCUCUGCUUUUGGGCAGCUACAUAAAGUCCUGGGAAUGGAUCCCCUGCCCUCGAAAAUGCCCAAGAAACCCAAGAGUGAGACCCCCAUCGACUACACAGUUCAGAUCCCACCCAGCACAGCCUAUGCCCCUCCCAUGAAACGCCCAAUCGAGGAUGAAGAGACCAAUGACGACAAGAGCCCUAACAAGAAGAAGAAGAAGCUGCAGAAGAAAUCUCCUGAGGAGAAAGCAGAGCCUCCACAGGCCAUGAAUGCGCUGAUGCGUCUGAACCAGCUGAAGCCAGGGCUGCAGUAUAAACUCCUCUCACAGACCGGCCCCGUGCACGUGCCUGUUUUCACUAUGGCUGUAGAGGUGGAUGGGAAAACAUUUGAGGCUUCAGGCCCAUCCAAACGCACUGCCAAACUGCAUGUGGCUGUCAAGGUCCUGCAGGACAUGGGUCUGCCCACAGGCGCCGAGCAGAAGGUGAUCGAGCCUUUGAGGAUAGAGGAGACGCCCAUCAGCGUGGAAGAAACAGAACCUGCUGUCACCCCCACUGAAGUCGACAUUGACACUGCCACACCGACAGCCAAGCCAGAGGCCACAGAUUCUGCUGAGAAUGCCAGACAGCAGGGCCCCAUCCUUACAAAGCAUGGGAAGAACCCUGUAAUGGAGCUCAACGAGAAGCGCCGUGGCCUCAAGUACGAGCUCAUCUCAGAGACGGGUGGAAGCCACGACAAACGCUUUGUCAUGGAGGUGGAGAUUGACGGACAGAAGUUUCAGGGCUCCGGCUCCAAUAAGAAGGUGGCGAAGGCUUAUGCUGCUCUGGCUGCACUUGAGAGGCUUUUCCCUGAGGGUGCAGUCUCUGAAGCGGCCAAAAAGAAGAAGCUCCCUCCAAUGCAUGCUCAAGGUUUCGGCAUGAUGGGCGGACCCCCAGCUGACGCUGCAGCCAAUCCCAGAGGCCGAGGCAGAGGGAGAGGCAGGGGCCGUGGCAGAGGGUUUAAUAACGGUGGUGGUUAUAGUCAAGGUGGUUAUGGAACAUAUGGCUAUGGAAACAAUGCCAACUCGGGAUAUAUUGACUACUAUAACAACGGAGGAGCCAAUGGCAGUGGCGCCACGUCAGGAGGAGGAAGCCCAGGAGCCAAUCAGAGUGGAGGAGGGGGAACAGGGAGCUAUAACUCCUACUACUCAUCCGACUCCAGCUACUCAUCCACUCCACCUGCCUCCAAGCCCCCUGGCAAGAAGGCCCCCAUGCACCAGGGGGGCAAACCUCCCGGAGCAUCCCCAGGGAGCUACCAGACCACCCCUCCUCCUCCAGGACAGGGAGGCUAUGGCCAAUAUGGACAAGGCUACGGCCAGGGCAAAAAGAACUUCAGCCAGGCCUCUGGAGGAGCGCCGGGGGGAUACUCUAACUACAGCACUGCCUACCCCAGCCAGGUCACUGGAGGAGCUGGAGGACAGGACUACAGUUAUGAGGGAUAUAGUGGCCAGUCAAGCUACAGUACGCAGGGAGGACAGAGUUAUGGUGCUAACCCAGCUCCUUACCACAACCCAGUGGGCUACGGUCGAGGGGACCCCAACAUGAACUACCAAUAUAGAUAAACUGACUGACAACCAACCCACUCCUCUUAGUUCUCCUCUCAAUUUCUACUUCCUCCCUCAAUGGCAAAAGUAGCAGUGACCCUCAUGAUGGUGCCCAACUCUCAGAUACAUCCUGUUCGAGCUCAGCUUGUUCACAAAGGGGGCAUGAACUGAGUGAGUCAGUGUUGGGAAGGUAAAAUAGUCUCUUUCUGUGUUUAAUCUUUUAUUUUUAUUUCCUUUUUUUUAUGUUUUAAAUCAGUGCAAGCCUGUGAACUGCCCAUCUAAAAAGUGAACUCCACCCAUCACCUGCAUGUUGUGACCUCAUGUUUGUAAUGUGAACUUUGCUGAUGACGUCUGUCAGUAUCCCGUUGAAUGGGCCAAACCUCACAACCUCCCAUGAUGUUUGUACCCAUUCUUAGAACGUUUUAUUGCAGCAUUUCCCCCUCUUUUUAGGUUUUAAGUUUUGGUCUUUUUUUAAUUUUCUUUUAUUCUAUAGCCUAAUGUGAGCCUUACCUCUAUUUCAUUAAAUAAUCUGCACGAUUAAUGUUAUUAGCACAUAUGAGUUUCGUUUUCAAGCAAAUCAUUUCAAACAUAGUUGUGAAAGCGGACAUAAUUGAGUUCCAGGUCAAAAGUAGCAUUCAGUGUGUUUGGGAGGGAUGUGUUUUUCUCAAAUGUUGAAUGUGAAUUUCUAUGAAAUAAAAUUUUAUUUUGAAGGAA